CUCUCGCAGAAUCCAUAGCAGUUAAGCUUCAACGCCACAAACUCCAACACCUCAUAAUCUUCUUCUGUCAUCCUCCAUUAAAAAACAUUAUAUUUUCUGAUGAAUCAUCCUCAACCAUCACCAGCUUCCCAUUCUUUUACUCUAAAUAAAUACUUAAUCAACUUUCCCUUCUUUUACUUUACACCUUUAGAGUUGUUAGAACUAACCCACUUGCUCAAUAUUAGUAAUUAAUUAAUGGACAAACUUAGGAAGUCCUUUAAAUCUCUUUCCCCUGAUGAUACUAACACUUCAAACUCUGAAGAAGAACGCCAAGUUCUCUUGACAGAAAAAAAAAAUGAGUCCUUCUUCACAAUCACAUCCCCAGCAAUGGAUACAUCCGACGCUAGGGACGUUAUAGUCAAAGUUAACACCAGAGAGACCCCAAAAAAUACUGAACUUUCCUCUUCUUCCAAGUCCCAGUUCAGUAACAAUGGAGACAGUAAAACUAGUGGUAAAACAUGGAGAGAUUCCAGUUACGAUUUCACCAACGAUGAGGUUAUGAAAGCGCAAUUCGACUUUGUAACGGAGUCACCAUUAUCCAGAGUGGAAGAGAGUCCCAUGAGGGAUGUUAAGGUUUCGUUUAACGACAAUCUUAACGAACCAAAACGCCGCCGUUCCAGUGCUAGUGGGGUGGCUGGAGAGGAAGUUUUGUUAUGUACUUCCAGCAGCUCUUCAUCCAGGAGGAAAUCGAGUGUUUUGACAACUAGGACAAAAUCAAGGCUCCUGGACCCACCUGACCAAGAUCAUAAGUCUCAGAAGAUGACAAUGAAAUCUGGGUUUUUGGGAAAAGGCAGUGAAAUUGAUGAAGAGGAUCCUUUUUGGGAUGAAGAUUUACCUGAGCAAUAUAAGAAGAUGAAGUUUACUCCAUUAAGUGUUCUUCAGUUGCUAAGUUUGAUUUUGAUUAUUGCUGCAUUUGUUUCUAGUUUAGCGAUUCCAGUAUUAAGGGAAAAGAGGGUUUUUGAGCUUGAAUUAUGGAAAUGGGAGUUAAUGGUUUUGGUGUUGAUUUCUGGAAGAUUGGUUUCUGGAUGGUUGAUUAGGUUGGUGGUGUAUUUCAUUGAGCGUAAUUUCUUGUGGCGAAAACGGGUUUUGUAUUUCGUUUAUGGAUUGAGGAAUGCUGUACAGAACUGUAUUUGGUUGAGUUUAGUGUUGAUUGCAUGGCAAUCUAUUUUUGAUAAGAAAGUUGAGAGGGUGACCCAUGGGAAGGUGUUACCUUAUGUGUCUCGUAUUUGGGUGUGUCUUUUGGUAGGUACAUUCAUUUGGCUGCUGAAAACUCUACUUGUAAAGGUGCUGGCUAUGUCAUUUCAUGUUAACGCGUUUUUUGAUCGGAUUCAAGAGUCUCUGUUUAAUCAAUAUGUGAUUGAGACCUUGUCUGGGCCACCAAUUGUUGAGAUUGAGCACGAACAAGAAGAGGAGGAGAAAGUUAUGGCGGAGGUGCAGAAGCUUCAGAAUGCUGGGGCUACAUUGCCUGCUGAUCUCAAGGCGGCCAUAUUACACAACAAGAGGCCUAUUGGAAAGAGCCCACCAUCCGCUACCGCCAGGAGUCCUGUUUUCUCCAGUGUCAUGACUAAGAAAGAAGAGGGGGGCAUCACUAUAGAUCAUCUGCAUAGGCUGAAUCACAAGAACAUUUCAGCUUGGAAUAUGAAAAGAUUGACCAACAUUGUUAGGAAAGGGGUGUUGUCAACUCUGCAUGAUCAGCUACAGCAUUCAACAGAUGAGGAGGAUGAAUCUGUAGAGAUCACAAGUGAAAAACAGGCUAAAGUUGCAGCCAGGAAGCUAUUUAACAAUGUGGCUAAGCCUGGCUCCAAGUUCAUCUAUCUGGAGGAUUUGAUGCGUUUUAUGAGAGAAGACGAGUCUCUGAAAACAAUACACCUCUUUGAAGGUGGAACUGAAGCCAAAGGUGUCAGUAAACGGGCUUUAAAAAAUUGGGUGGUGAAUGCAUUUAGAGAACGAAGAGCUCUUGCUUUGUCUUUGAAUGAUACAAAGACUGCUGUGAGGAAACUGCAUCAGAUGUUGAAUGUUCUUGUGGCAGUAAUCAUAUUGGUUAUCUGGCUCCUUAUACUGAGAGUUGCCACUACACAUUUCUUGGUCUUAAUGAGUUCCCAAGUUCUUCUGGUGGUAUUCAUGUUUGGAAACGCAGCCAAGACAACCUUUGAGGCAAUCAUAUUUUUAUUUGUGAUGCACCCAUUUGAUGUAGGUGAUCGUCUUGAAGUCGAAGGAGUUCAGAUGAUAGUUGAAGAGAUGAAUAUAUUGACGACAGUUUUCCUGAGAUAUGAUAACCAGAAGAUCAUUUAUCCAAACAGUGUCUUGUCUACAAAGCCCAUAAGUAAUUACUAUCGCAGUCCUCACAUGGGAGAUGCAAUUGAUUUCUGUAUUCAUAUUUCCACUCCUAUGGAAACGAUUGCUACAAUGAAGGAGAAAAUCACAAGGCAUGUUGACAACAAGAGUGAUCAUUGGUAUCCAGCUCCAUUAAUUGUCAUGAGGGAUGUGGAAGAUUUGAACAGAAUAAAAUGGUCAGUGUGGCUUUCACAUACAAUGAAUCACCAAGAUAUGGGGGAGAGAUGGUCAAGGAGAGCUCUUUUGGUUGAAGAGAUGAUAAAGAUAUUCAGGGAGCUCGAUAUUGAAUAUCGUAUGCUGCCUCUUGAUGUCAAUGUUCGUAACUUGCCACCAUUGUCGUCAAGCAGAACUCCCUCAAACUGGACCAUUUGUGCUUAGUUGAUCCUAACAAGGCAAAAGUGGUUGCAGGAGCAGUCUGCUACGGCGAGAAUUCCAGUGAUCAGAGGCAGAUCCAACAUAUAAGCAGUAGGUGGAUGUGCAUUCCUUGUCUCAGAUUCGAAUUAUAAAUUUUUCUACUAUGUAUAUAAUAUAUUCUAAGAGGUGCAAUACCGCAUGCUUAUUAUAGUUAGUUGUCAGAAGUUAGCUUUUAAAUAUACCAUGCUCAACAAUCGGCUUCACUCA
Messenger RNA from Lycium ferocissimum, 2994 nucleotides. Its product is annotated as mechanosensitive ion channel protein 6-like. Gene Ontology annotation, cellular component: plasma membrane. Gene Ontology annotation, biological process: transmembrane transport; monoatomic anion transport. The record is from RefSeq and is a predicted model, not a curated record. Gene Ontology annotation, molecular function: mechanosensitive monoatomic ion channel activity. Lineage: Eukaryota; Viridiplantae; Streptophyta; Magnoliopsida; Solanales; Solanaceae.